AUGGAUCCUAACUCUGGUACCAAAGCAAAAACACAAAUGAAGCUCCUGAUAACUCCCACCAAAGUCAAACCAGCCACAGAAACCACGAAAUUAGACAAUUUUUUCGUUUUCAAAAGCUUCGGCAACAACUUUUACCAGUUCAGGGAGGACAUCCAAAACUUAUCAAAUCAGAAACACUACUCUUUCAAAUCAGUGGGCUACAAACUCUCUGGAGAGUACCACCUGGUUUCUGAAAUCCAAGUUCAAAGAGGGACUGACUCCAAGGAGGAUAAGCUGAAACUUGCCAUUGAAAAUGCACUUUGUCGAAACGGUGUCACUUCCUUUGGAGCAGGCCCACACCCAGACAACAAGAUGCUUGUGUUUCAGCUUCGAAACACUCAGCUCACCUUCGACUGGUCGCAUUAUGUGAUACCCACACCAACAGCAGCAGGUUGUUUUUUCACGGUGGGAAAGGAAACCGAGCUGUUCCCUGGACCCCAGUUUCCAAUGUCGCAUCUGCUUUACGGCGUGGACUCCGAGAUGAAUAUGAGUUCUCUUUACAGCAUCAACGACGAAUCUUCUUUGCUAGUGAAGACACAUUUCAAUCCUCCACCCUUUUUUCAGCAGGAUAACCACCGCCGUAUUGUGGCUCCAGGAAUGGAGGUAUCAGAUUUCUUAGCCUUGACUUUUCAGGCAACAGACAUGACCGAUUACGAGCCUUUUCUUAUUCUGGAAGUUUCCGUAGUGCUUCAGGAAUUUGUCAGCAUUUCCUCCAAAAUCUUGAACCGUCCUGUUGCUGGAAGUGACAUGACCAACUUGGACGGGCCAUAUGCUUCUACUUGUGUGAAAUAUGGAAAAAAUAACCUCCGAGCCAUUUCGUUUGAAAAGAAUUACCACUACAUGAGGACAUACACCAGCUACAGUGUACCCGCAGGAGACGAAUCGUUUCCUCUCACGAUCCUUUUCAAACACAAUGAACAUGGACGUUUCAGGCAGACCCGAAACUGGGGCCUCGAGGCCAUUGUGGUGCCAGGAAUGAAACUCUCGGAGUUUGUGAGUCUACUUUUUGUUUUGCCGUUAAGUUAUCACGACAUGAAAAGAGUCAGACCGACAAAGGAUAUAAGGAUCCAGAUUCAUCGACUUGAAAUUACUCUUAUUCAGACCAAAGUGACGGCGGGGAUUCAAACGAAAAAGGAGACUCCAUUAUUCAGCGAAAAUGAACUCGCCGUGUUGUACUGGAGCAAGUUCAACGAAGGUGUUACAGGAAGUCGAUAUGCUAGAGCCAUGAGGGUGCCUCCAGCUGUUAUUGAGGGGGAGAUUCCUUCGAAUGCUGAACCCAUGGCGAAAAAACGGUCGGGCAAAAACCGGUCCCAGCAGAAAAUCCAGGAUGCGUUCCAGCUAGCGGAAAGAGCCGAGUCACGUGGCAAAAACCAGCCCGACUCCGAUCUGGACGACGACCAAGACCUUCCGCUCAAAGAAGGUGUGCUUGAUGCCAGGAAGUUCUUGAACAAGGAGGACGCCGAGUCGGACUUGGACGACGAGGAGCUUGACUCCGACGAGGCGCUCGGCCUGGACGACGAAUUCGACGUUUUGAACUCGAAAUUCUCUCAGACUAUCAGAGAUCAGCAGAAGCUGGGUUACAGAGAAGAGGAGGAGGAAGAGGACCAGGGGUACGAGAGUUUGGACGAAACGCAGUUGGUGACGCUUUCGGAGGCGUGGGACUUGGACCACAAGGACAGGGUGGCCUCUAAGGGCAAGCCCAAGGAGGUUGUUCUAGACGAUGCCAUGAGUGGGUCUGACAGUUCUGAAGAAGAAUCAGAGGAGUCUGGAUCGGAAGAGAGUUCCGAGGAGGAAUCAGAGGAAGAAUCUGAAGACGAAAAGGACAUUUUCGGCGGUUUCUCCGACGACGAGGUCGACUUGAAGCUGACACUCAGUACAGUCAACUCCAAGGUCAAGGCGCCCACUGAACGCCGUUAUCUUAUUAAUGAAACCCGAGAAGCCAGCGAUUUUGCCAUGCCUACCGGUGGAGAAUCGCUUUCUCUCGCUGACAUGCUCAGUGGAGUAGGCGAGGACGCCGACGAUGCAUACUUGAUCAACAAGGAAGAAGAAGCCAAGCCUGUGGCUGUUCCGCUUCCGAAGAGGCUCCAGGUCAGAAACGACCGGAAAGCCGCCUAUGAAAUCACCAAGGAGGAGGUCAACAAGUGGAAGGAUACCGUGAGAACGUUGCAGGAAGCAGACCAUCUUGAGUUUCCUUUGGCUCCUCCAGCGACCCAGGAAGAACAGGAGGAAAUCGAUCCCGAAAAGGCGUACGAAAACAUGCGUUUCAUUCCUGAAACAGAGGGCCGGAGCGAGCUCGAGAGCAAAAUCCACGGUCUUCUUGAAGCAGGUGCACUUGUGGACGAAUCCAAGGAAGCCACCUUUGAGCAGAUUGCCGUAGCAAAGCUCUCCAAAGAAGACAUGUUCAAGCGGACCCAGGAGCUCCGAAGAAUGCGAGAACUCAUGUUCAGAGACGAGCAGCGGGCCAAGCGGAUCAAGAAAAUCAAGUCCAAGCAGUACAGAAAGAUCAAGAAGAGAGAGCGUUUGAGGGAUGCUGAAUUGGUGGAAGGAUCUGAUGCCGAGCUGGACCCUGAAGACCACGACAUGAAGAGAGCCGAGGAGAGAAUGUCCCAGAGGCAUAAAACUCAGUCGCUGUGGGCCAAGCAGAUGAUCAAACUGGGCAUUUCCAAAGAUGCACUGAGCAGAGCCGAAUUGGAGGAUAUGCUUCGAAGCGGUGAGCGUUUGAGAGCCAAGCAGAUGGGCUGGGACAAGGAGGUUUCCGACGAGGAUGUUUCAGAUAUCGAGAAGGAAUAUGAGAACGACAAGGACGACGAGGCUGAAAGAGAAGGACUCGGAAAGGGCAUCAUGGCGAUGGAUUUCAUGAAAAACGCCGAGGAGCGCAAACGUCGUGAGAACAAGAAGGAGCUCGAGUUCUUGAGGGGCAUCGACAGCAGCACCGGUCUUGAAGAGUUUGAAGGUUCUACUGAGAAGAAUUCCAUCAACAAGGUGAAGAACGACGGCAGAAGAGUCUAUGCUCCACAAGUUGCUCAGAACAGAGAGGAGAUGGAGAAGUUGGACGAGGAGUUGAUCCACGACUACCGAGACGACGAGGCUGAUAAUUUGGAAAACAGACUCAGAAAGGGCACUGCUCGUGAGAGAGAAACCGAGGACGACGAGCCUCCAGCCAAAAAGCACAAGGUCGAAGAAAAGGAGGAAUCCGAAUUCGAGGGCUUCGACUCCAAGAGCGACAACGACAGUGAAAGCAGCGAAAGCGAGGCGGAAGAGAACCCCUGGUUGGUUGCAGAUGAAAACGACGUUUCAGCCAAAUCAAAGAAAUACUCCACCGUCACCGAAGACCUGUCGAAGCUUCUGAAAGCCGCCAACAAGAUCGAAAAGCACAAGAGCAAAUCCGGCAAGAAAAACGGCACCAAGGAGCCCUCGACCUUGAUCGAUAUGAAGCAGGUCAUGGACGUGAAGAAGGGUGACGCUUUUGGCAGCGAUAACGAAAGCGACGACGACGAUACCGACAACCGCAUGUUCAAGCAGCUGGGACUCAUCAAGGAGGCUUUUGCCGGCGACGACGUUGUCAGCGAAUUCCAGGAGGAAAAGAGAAGACUUAUAGAGGAAGAAGACGACAAGGAAGAGGACAUGACGCUCCCCGGAUGGGGCUCAUGGGGAGGAAGCGACCAGCCACAGAAACCCAAGAAGAAGUACGUCAGAAAGGUCGAUGGCGUGGCUCGCAAGGACACAAGACAAGACAAGGGCAAGGACAAUGUGAUCAUCAACGAAAGACUCAACAAGCAUAAUUUGAAGUACCAGUCUGCCAAUGUGCCCCACCCAUACGAAACAAGAGAGCAGUACGAGAGAGCAUUGCGGAUGCCAAUUGGCGAGGAGUGGGCUUCGAGAGCCACGUUCCAGAAGUCCACAUUGCCCAGAGUCAUUGUCAAGCAGGGUACCGUUGUGGACCCAUUGAAGGCGCCCUUCAAAUAA
Molecule: messenger RNA, 4005 nt
Organism: Candidozyma pseudohaemuli
Lineage: Eukaryota; Fungi; Ascomycota; Pichiomycetes; Serinales; Metschnikowiaceae
Exons: 3
Coding region: 1-4005 (1334 amino acids)
Biological process (GO): rRNA processing
Cellular component (GO): small-subunit processome; nucleolus
Source: RefSeq, a predicted model, not a curated record